Molecule: messenger RNA, 2949 nt
Organism: Pezoporus occidentalis (night parrot)
Lineage: Eukaryota; Metazoa; Chordata; Aves; Psittaciformes; Psittacidae
Gene: ARCN1
Product: archain 1
Exons: 10
Coding region: 128-1660 (510 amino acids)
Biological process (GO): retrograde vesicle-mediated transport, Golgi to endoplasmic reticulum; Golgi localization; endoplasmic reticulum to Golgi vesicle-mediated transport
Cellular component (GO): COPI vesicle coat
Source: RefSeq, a predicted model, not a curated record
CCGCGCCGUGCGUGACGGCGCUUCCGGCUGCGGACGUGGCUCGGCGCCGCCAUCUUGUGCGGCUGCCCGAGGGACGCGGAGGGACGCGGAGGGACGGAGCGCCGAGCCCCGCGCCGCCGCCGCCGCCAUGGUGCUCUUGGCAGCAGCCGUGUGCACGAAGGCAGGAAAGGCCAUCGUGUCCCGGCAGUUCGUGGAGAUGACGCGCACCCGCAUCGAGGGGCUGCUGGCGGCGUUCCCCAAGCUCAUGAACACGGGGAAGCAGCACACGUUUGUGGAGACGGAGAGCGUGCGGUACGUCUAUCAGCCCAUGGAGAAGCUCUACAUGGUGCUCAUCACCACCAAGAACAGCAACAUCCUGGAAGAUCUGGAAACACUCCGACUCUUUUCCAGAGUGAUCCCUGAAUAUUGUCGAGCUCUGGAGGAGAACGAGAUCUCUGAGCACUGCUUUGACCUGAUUUUUGCCUUUGAUGAGAUUGUUGCCCUGGGCUACCGUGAGAACGUCAAUCUGGCCCAAAUUCGGACCUUCACUGAGAUGGAGUCACACGAGGAGAAGGUGUUCCGAGCAGUCCGAGAGACUCAGGAGCGCGAAGCAAAAGCUGAGAUGCGCCGUAAAGCCAAGGAGCUGCAGCAAGCCCGGAGGGACGCAGAGAGGCAGGGCAAGAAGGCGCCUGGGUUCGGCGGCUUUGGGAGCGUGGCCGUGUCCGGGGGCACGACGGCGACCAUGAUCACGGAGACCAUCAUUGAGACGGAGAAGCCCAAAGUGGCUCCAGCGCCUGCCAGGCCCUCGGGUCCCAGUAAAGCCUUGAAACUUGGCGCUAAGGGGAAGGAGGUGGACAACUUCGUAGACAAGCUGAAAUCGGAGGGAGAAAAUAUCCUGACUGCUGUAGGGAAGCGCUCCACAGAAGCAGCCAAAGUUCUUGCUCCUCCUGUUAACAUGGAGAGUGUGCACAUGAAAAUAGAGGAGAAAAUCUCCCUGACUUGCGGCCGCGACGGAGGGUUGCAGAGCAUGGAGCUGCACGGCAUGAUCAUGCUGCACAUUGCCGAUGAGAAGUUUGCUCGGAUUCGCCUGCAUGUGGAAAAUGAGGACAAGAGGGGAGUGCAGCUACAGACUCACCCAAAUGUGGACAAGAAGCUCUUCACUACAGAAUCGCAGAUUGGUUUGAAGAACCCAGAGAAGUCAUUCCCUAUUAACAGUGACGUGGGGGUGCUGAAGUGGAGGUUGCAGACCACAGAGGAGUCCUUCAUUCCAUUGACAAUUAACUGCUGGCCAUCAGAAAGCGGCAGCAGUUGUGAUGUUAACAUUGAAUACGAGUUGCAAGAGGAGAGCCUGGAGCUGAACGAUGUGAUCAUCACCAUCCCCUUGCCGUCUGGUGUCGGUGCUCCAGUGAUUGGGGAGAUUGACGGUGAGUAUCGCCACGACAGCCGGAGAAACCUCCUCGAGUGGUGCCUGCCAGUGAUAGAUGCCAAAAACAAGAGCGGCAGCCUGGAGUUCAGCAUAGCAGGGCAGCCAAAUGACUUCUUCCCAGUGCAAGUCUCCUUCAUCUCCAAAAAGAACUAUUGCAACAUACAGGUUACCAAAGUGACCCUGGUAGACGGGAACAGCCCCGUCAGGUUUUCUACUGAGACCACCUUCCUGGUGGACAAGUACGAGGUGCUGUAACGCACCCGCGGGGCCCGCAGCGGAGGCAGGUUUUUUAAAUUUAAGAAAAAAAGAAAAAGAAAAAAAAAAAAGAGGCCGAAGUUGAUUGUGAAUGUUGGGAAUGUGGGAAUGCCGCAGCCCCCCCGCGGAGGAAGACGCGUGGCUCUGCUGCCUGCAGCGCUCCCAGGGCACAGACACUUUUGGCAGAGAAUUGAUGUGCUCACGGGGGGAAAGGCUACAAAUUUCUUUGGCAGAUUUUCACCGGCCGGCAGGAAAGCGCCACCUCCACCACAGGGAGCCUGCCUUUGACCCGUCCCCCCUGGAGCCGCCUGGCGCCCAGUCCCAGCGCCCACCAGCCAUCGUCCUCUCCCGGCUGAAGCAUCACGUGCCGAUCCCUUCUUGGUGCUGCUGCCAUUUUAAUUUCUCCUCGACCUUCAACUCCUGUUUCUGUUGGUGAAAGCUGGCGUUAAGAUGACGUGCGUGGGGUGCCUGGCUCUUCCAGACCCCCCGUCUGGUGCCAGCAGAGCAAUUUGGCUGCAGUUCUGAGUGAGGGGGUCUGGCAGAGGAGAAGGUCACGGUGCUCGGUCCUUCUGCCCCGCACAGUUGCUGCUGCCCUUGCAGCUGGGCUCGCCUCUGGCUCAGAGAGGGCUCCAUAGUGGCACAGGCCACACUUUGGCAUGUUCCUGCUGCUGAUGGAGAGCAUCCAGAGGGACUGUCUCUGUGCACAGGCUCACUGUCCGCUGCAGCUCCUCUUGGGCCAGGCUUUGGAGGUGGUGUAGGUUAGAACCAGCUGCAUGUCCUUCCUGCGGCUCUUUCGGUGCCAGGGGAAGGCCUCGGUGCAUGGAGCUGUGGAUGCUGGGUUGCCCACGUGGUCACAGAAAGGGAGCACUCUGAAGGCUCACACACCGCAUUCCUGGGAGCACCUCUGCGAGCGCGUCUCUGUUCCCUGGGGCCCUCUGCCGAAGAAGUUCGUGGUCUCUCCUCUGUUGGCAGCACCCGCGAGGGAACCAUCCCUCAUCCCGGCCCUGGGAGGGUGGGACAGCAAACGCUGUUCCUAGGAAAGCAAAGUAGGUGGCAAAUCCCAUUAGCUCGGUCCUGGUGGAGAGCUGCUUUUCCGUAUGAUGUUAAAAUGGAGUCGAGGGUAGUUCGGAGCUUUUUCUUCUUUUUUUUUCCCCUGGAAUUGUUUGGAGGGUCACAGUGAAGCCGAGCCGGGAUCCCCUUUUGUAACCCUCUACUGGCCUAGGGACUAGAGCACAUUCCAGUGUACACAAAUACGAGUCUUUAACCCAAUAAAGAGUUCUGUCGGAGGA